AUGGCGGCCCCUCAAACUACAGAACCCCCCAGCCUCAAGACUAUUGUUCUUGACGGCGAGCAGCUCAUAGAGGCUAGAAUCCGGUUGCAGGUCGGCAAUGAUGCCGUUUUGCAAAAGACUUUCGAAGCAUUGAAGGGCAAAGCGGACGAAUGGCUUACCCAAGGUCCAUGGUCUGUGAUGGAGAAGAAGAAAGCUCCCCCAAGCGGGGAUAUGCACGAUUACACCAGCCAGGCACCUUAUUGGUGGCCAUCACCUACACCAGAUGGAAAUCCAUAUGUGCAGCGAGAUGGCGAGAGGAACCCCGAGGUUCUCAAUUACAGCGAUCGCGUGAACGUUGAAAAGGUCUUUGCUUCAUCAUCGGCUCUUGGCCUUGCAUGGUUUUACACUGGCAAUGAGGUCUAUGCCAGACACGCCGCGAAUAUCAUCAGGACGUGGUUCAUAAACCCACAAACACGCAUGAAUCCGAAUCUCAACCACGCACAGCUUAUCCCGUUUGCAAACACAGGGCGCCAUAUUGGCAUCAUUGACUUUUCUCAAUGGUACACUACGCUCCUCGACAUCGCCGUCAUUCUAAAUAGCGGUAGUCCCUCUGGCGGGUCAGCGCCUGGGUGGCAAGUCGAAGAUAUGGACGGGUUCCGUCAGUGGAAUCGAGAAUUCCUACAAUGGUUGACUGAGAGCGACUUUGGCAAGGCUGAGCGAGCAGAAAAAAACAAUCACGGAAGUUUUACCAGUAUGCUCGUGUCUGCUAUUGCUUUUUUCGUUGACAAUAGAGAGCUUGUCAAACAGGAAGCAGCAAACAUUCAAGCGGACAUUGAUGAGACGAUCAGGCCUGACGGAGCCCUACCCGAAGAACUUCGGCGAACUCGGAGUUGGCAUUACUCCAACUUUACACUAUUGGCGCUGACUCGACUCGCCAUGGUGGCUAAGAAGGUUGACGUGGAUCUUUGGAAUUACAAGGGGCCACAAGGACAAGGAAUCGCCAAGGCUAUUGAGUAUAUAAUACCUGCCGCAACUGGCGACGCGACAUGGCCAUAUGAGGAGUAUCAGUUUGAACGAUACGCCGCUGCGGAUGUUAUUCGCGCCGCAGCUGACGCCGGCCACGAAAAAGCGAAGCAGGCGAUUGGCAGGAUUGAAACACCUCUGGUAGAUUUGUGGCCUUUGAGACCUGCGCCUGAGCAACUUGAACCAGUGAAAGUAAAUCCAAAACAUCUCAUAACAUAG
This is a messenger RNA of Trichoderma aggressivum f. europaeum, 1221 nucleotides long. Its product is annotated as CAZyme family PL38. The transcript has a single exon. Gene Ontology annotation, cellular component: periplasmic space. The record is from RefSeq and is a predicted model, not a curated record. Gene Ontology annotation, molecular function: lyase activity. Bases 1 to 1221 code for a protein of 406 amino acids. NCBI's taxonomy places the organism in Eukaryota, Fungi, Ascomycota, Sordariomycetes, Hypocreales, Hypocreaceae.